CGUCGACAACGGUAAAGUGAACUGAAAGCCGAAUAUAAUUUUCUCCUUUUCUUUAAUAAUAUUUUUUUUUAGAGAAAAAAACGCCCUUCCCCUUCGUUUACCCGACAAAAAAAGAAAAAAAAAAAAAGAGAAAACCAAAACGUCACCGCUCCAAAUAUCCUCUCUCUCUCUCUCUCGUAAAGCACAUAUUCUCUAGUAUACAGAAAUGUCACCUCUACACCGCUUUCACUCACUGCCACUUCUCUUCUUCUUUUUCUUCUUCUCUUCACCAGUAACUUCCCACACCCCCACCACCACACCGACAACACCGCCGCCAUCCACAUCCCUCCCGGAAUGGCGAUCUGCACACGCCAUGUACUACGCAGCAUCGGACCCACGAGACUCAGUAGGGGGCGCGUGCGGAUACGGAGACCUAAAACAAGCAGGAUAUGGACUGGCAACAGUAGGACUCAGUGAAGCAAUGUUCGAAAGAGGUCAGAUCUGUGGGGCAUGUUUCGAGUUGCGGUGUGUUGAAGAUUUACGGUGGUGCAUACCUGGGACGUCUGUUAUUGUUACUGUUACUAACUUUUGUGCUCCUAAUUAUGGCUUUCCUUCUGAUGGUGGCGGCCAUUGUAAUCCUCCUAAUCUUCAUUUCGUCUUGCCUAUUGAAUCUUAUGAAAAGAUCGCUAUUUGGAAAGCUGGUAAUAUGCCUGUUCAGUAUCGCAGGAUCAAAUGCAGAAAGGAAGGAGGAAUCCGUUUCACUGUCUCCGGAUCUACUAUCUUCAUUUCAGUGCUGAUCAGCAAUGUUGCAGGUGCUGGAGAUGUAGUUGCAGUGAAGAUUAAGGGUUCAAGAACAGGUUGGCUUCCAAUGGGUAGAAAUUGGGGCCAGAAUUGGCAUAUUAAUGCUGAUUUAAAGAAUCAACCACUCUCAUUUGAGGUCACUAGUAGUGAUGGGCUCACAGUUACCUCUUACAAUGUUGCUCCCAAGGAUUGGAACUUUGGGCAGACUUUUGAAGGAAAGCAAUUUAUGACUUAGUGUAGGGACAUGGAGGCAAAUCAUAUAGACAAAGACCAUUCUUUCUUUUUGCAUCCACCUUAUUUAUUCUGCUUUCCAGUCAGGUGGAAGUAGUAGCGUAUGGAGUGAAGGGUUUCCUGGUUUGAUGGAAUGUGUAUGUAUUGAUGGAUUGGAGAGAUAAAAAUAUAAGAUUGCAAAAAAGCCAGACAAAAGAAAAAGUUUGAAGAGACCACUUUAUUGUAAGAGAACACAAUACAAUGUUGUAAGAGAACCCUAAUUGUCAAAUGAUCAAAAUUGCUGCUUAUUUGCGCUUGUGCUCA
Messenger RNA from Ricinus communis (castor bean), 1314 nucleotides. Its product is annotated as expansin-A13. NCBI's taxonomy places the organism in Eukaryota, Viridiplantae, Streptophyta, Magnoliopsida, Malpighiales, Euphorbiaceae. Bases 206 to 1015 code for a protein of 269 amino acids. Gene Ontology annotation, biological process: plant-type cell wall organization. Gene Ontology annotation, cellular component: extracellular region. The record is from RefSeq and is a predicted model, not a curated record. The transcript is spliced from 2 exons.